Molecule: messenger RNA, 438 nt
Organism: Amphimedon queenslandica
Lineage: Eukaryota; Metazoa; Porifera; Demospongiae; Haplosclerida; Niphatidae
Exons: 4
Coding region: 1-438 (145 amino acids)
Source: RefSeq, a predicted model, not a curated record
AUGGCAUCAUUACAUGGUAACUGCUAUCAAGUAGAAUGUACUACUGGUGCCACUGCCUCACCUGGAGGCAGCAGUUUUAACCCAAAGUACUAUUCACUUGCUUGUCUACGUAUGCUCCUCUUCUUAUCAGGAGAUGUUGAACUCAAUCCUGGUCCUAUAACAGGCAAGAAGCUUGAUAUGGAUGCACUCACGGAUAUUUUUAGAGAGUCUGUUCAUCAUUACAAAAUAAUAGGGGAUGGGUUGAAAUUACCCAUAGCUGAUGUGAUAAGCAUGCAAGGGACACCACAAGACAAACUUAGAGAAAUAUUCCAGAGGUGGUUUGAAGCUGAUAAAGAUGUCAAUUGGGAUACAUUGAUAAAGCUUUGUGAUAAAAAACCUGAACUGGGUAAAGCAAAAAAUAAAAUCCUGGCAUAUUUAGGCAAGUUUAACCUCUGGUAA